Molecule: messenger RNA, 1427 nt
Organism: Xiphias gladius (swordfish)
Lineage: Eukaryota; Metazoa; Chordata; Actinopteri; Istiophoriformes; Xiphiidae
Product: C-C chemokine receptor type 2
Exons: 4
Coding region: 231-1253 (340 amino acids)
Biological process (GO): immune response; chemotaxis; G protein-coupled receptor signaling pathway
Cellular component (GO): membrane
Molecular function (GO): chemokine receptor activity
Source: RefSeq, a predicted model, not a curated record
CCACAUUUAUAUGUGGAUAUUCUUCAAAUUAUUUUGUCUUUUUUGAAGAUCACAUCUCUACAAAACAUUCAGUGUGGAACAUAUGGAGUUUAGUCAUCAUGAAGGUGUGAAACACAGUCAAUCACAAUAAAGAGGAGAAACAUAUCUCCAUUUACGUUUCUUGAAAAUUCUUCUCAAGAUCACAAGAAAAUUGAAUCAGAAGUCAAAAGAUCUCAUUGUUGAUAAAGAGUAUGAACACGUCAGCCUCUGAGAUUUAUGACUAUGAUUUCAAUUUAACCUGUGAGCAGAAUCCCAGUCCAGAGCUGCCCGAUGGGUCCAUGGUCUUGCCAGUUCUUUACGACCUGCUGUUUUGUCUGAGUCUACUAGGUAACACCACAGUUCUCUGGGUUCUCCUCCGGUACAUAAAGCUGAAAACAAUGACGGACGUAUGCCUUCUCAACCUGGCCCUUUCUGACCUCAUACUGGCUGUAUCCCUGCCCCUCUGGGCCCACUAUUCCCAGAACCUCGCAUCAUGCAAACUGACAACAGGAGUCUAUCAGGUGGGUUUCUACAGUGGGACUUUGUUUGUGACCUUAAUGAGUGUGGACCGCUACCUGGCCAUUGUCCAUGUUGUGUCAGCCAUGCGAACCAGGACACUUCACUAUGGGAUCACAGCAAGCAUCACUAUCUGGGUUAUAGCUGUCGUUAUGGCAAUCCCUCAGACGGUAUUUGCCUCCUUGGAGAUAGACGACGAUGACAAAAGCUUCCAGUGCCUACCACUGUACCCAGUGGACAGGCAACAGUUUUGGAAGAUGCUGCAAAACUUCAGUGAGAACACAGUGGGCAUUUUCGUGUGCCUCCCUAUUAUGAUUUUCUGUUAUGUACAAAUCCUUGUUGUCUUGUCCAAGUCCAGGAACUCCAAAAAGGACAAAGCUGUAAAACUGAUAUUUACCAUAGUGUGUGUGUUUGUGGUGUGCUGGGUCCCCUACAAUGUCACAGUUUUCCUUCAGACACUGCAGUUGUUUGAAAUCCUAAACACCUGCAUAGCUUCAAAAGCCAUCAACUCUGCCAUGGGCUUUGCUGAGAUCAUUGCACUGUCUCACUGCUGUGUAAAUCCAGUCAUCUAUGCAUUUGUAGGGGAGAAGUUUAGGAAGUCACUGGGCAAGGUGCUGACUAAACAAGUCUGCUGGAGGUACCAGAACAGAGUGGCUUUAAGCCACAGAGACACCACAGAGAAGGAGACCUCAAAUACACCUGUAAAAUCAGAUUACUAAAAAUGUUAAACAUACCUUGCUUCUGUGUUGUGGUGGUGGGUGCAUGUGUGCAAUGUAAUUUUUUGACAGAAAUGCAGAGACUACAAAGACAGCGGUGUGUGUAGUGUCAUGGGGGUGCAUGGUGCAUCUCAGAACUGUAGAAUGGUAGUUAGAUUAUUCCCAGUAACAAGGGAA